This is a messenger RNA of Parasteatoda tepidariorum (common house spider), 1293 nucleotides long. RefSeq names its product PWP1 homolog no child left behind (gene nclb). Gene Ontology annotation, molecular function: protein binding. The record is from RefSeq and is a predicted model, not a curated record. Lineage: Eukaryota; Metazoa; Arthropoda; Arachnida; Araneae; Theridiidae. Gene Ontology annotation, cellular component: nucleus. Gene Ontology annotation, biological process: rRNA processing.
CCAAUUGAUGAAUUGAUGCUUUAUUUAUGUUUGAUUUUCAGCCUGUUUGUUUGAUUGUCACAUGGACCUAUUUGAUGAUAAUGACUUAUUUCUCUUGUGAAUAAUUAAAAAAAAUCUUUGCAUUUUGUUAUUAAAACUAUAAAUUUUAUAAAAUUUUUAUCGCAAUGAAUUUCGUUCCUUGUUUGACCUGGGUUGCAAAGGGAAUUGCUAAGUCAGUUCCAGAUAAGCUUCAAUUGUCUCCUGAAGAACUGAAAAGUCUUAUAAGUGAUACUAAAGAACUGCAGAGAAAAGUUGAAGAUGAUGAUGCUUCUGAGUCUGAUGCUACUUGUGAUGAACAUGAAGACAUUGCUGAAGAAACUGAGACUUUAAAUGAUGAAGAGGACAAAGUUGAAAAAGAGGAGGAGGACUUUGACAAAAGAUAUAAUUUAGAUUCAUAUGAUAAUGAUGGAGAAGAUCAGCCAUUUAUGAAUAUUUCUGAUGUUGCGACAUUUAUUGACAACAAAGAAGACACUUAUAUAACAGAUCAUGAUGCUGUUGAAGAAGAUGAAAAUGAUGAUGAAGAGGAUUUCAUUAUAAAAGACAGUGAUAAUUUGCUCCUUGUUGGACACAUUGAAGAGGAAAGCUCUGUUCUAGAAGUUCAUGUGUAUAAUAAAGAGGAAGAUGCGUUCUAUGUUCAUCAUGAUAUUGUUUUGCCAGCUUAUCCAUUGGCCUUAGAAUGGUUAGAUUUCAGUCCAUCAGAUGAAGAAAAAGGUAACUAUGUUGCUGUUGCUGACAUGACACCAGUCAUCAAAAUUUGGGACUUAGAUGUUGUGGAGAUUUUAGAACCAGAUUAUUGUUUAGGCAAAGAGCUGAAGGAAAAUAAGAUGGAGAAAAUAAAACGGAAAUAUCACUCUGAUGCAGUUAUCAGCCUCUGUUGGAAUAAACAUACAAGAAAUAUUCUGGCCAGUGGUUCAGCCGACUCCUCUAUUAUUCUAUGGGAUCUUCAGGAAGGUAAACCACUAAAGAAACUUGACUUGCAUGAUAAUAAAGUACAAUCACUGCAGUGGCAUCCUUUUGAGACUUCUUUCCUGUUGUCAGGAAGCACUGAUGGAGUUGUUAAAUUGUUUGAUUGUCGGACUCCUGAUGCUGAAUGCAAAUCCUGGACAUUUGAUGGUGAAAUAGAAAAAGUUGCUUGGAAUCUCUCAAAUCCAUUAAAAUUCCUGUGUUCAAAUGAUCAAGGUUUUGUGCACAGCGUCGAUAUUCAAAGCAAUAAAGUGGAACACAGCUUCAAAGCUCAUGCAGAUGCAGUAACAG